AUGAUAAUAAUAUUAUUUUCAGCAAACGAUAGGUAAAGAUCAAGACAUGGAUCCUUAACAUCGAAAGACAUUCAAGAUUUGCAGAGAGCAUACAGCACUUAUUUGAAUGUUACGGGUCCAGGUGAUUAUUCACUUCCCUCACUUUCACAUGGCAAAAUGGUUGUUUCUAAUAAAAAGAAUUCACCAAUGUUUUCCUUUUCACAAAAGACCAAGUUGCCCUAUUUUCCUUAAUGCUACACACAAACGAAGAAGUAAGAUCCCUUAUUUUCUAUGGGGAAAAGUCCAAGAUUUUAACUUCCUCAGUCAGAAACGUAACUGAAAAGUUAAAUGCCGAUCUAGUAUAUGCCAGAUAUUAUUCAUGAAGAGAAAAACAAGUAUAAGAAAAUAUCUCUUGGAUAUGGAUAGAAAUUAACUUAUAAAACAGAUAAGAAGGAUGAGACAAUCCCAGGACCAAUAUAUUAAAAUGACUAUUACAAUUCAAUGAAAUCUGCAGUAGAUCAUACAUAAAGUCGGACAAACUCAACAUUCGGUUGUGACAAAGAUCAGAUGGCGAAAAUAAUGUACUCUGGCAUGGAGAAGCACUACUAUGGUAUUCAUAGUCCAGGACCUGGAAAUUAUUACUCAUCAGAUAAGAUAGCUUCAUUAUCGUCUAUAAGAGCUCAGUCAUAGUUUUCGAUUCCGAAGAACACUUCAGAAAUCUACGGGAAAGUAGUAGCUAAAAAAGAUGGGUCAUUUUCAAUGCCUAAAUCUGACAGAAAUUUCAACUUCACUAAGUUCAACUCUCUUCACAAUGUCUUAGUCCAAAAAGGGUUAUAUUGA
Molecule: messenger RNA, 819 nt
Organism: Stylonychia lemnae
Lineage: Eukaryota; Ciliophora; Spirotrichea; Sporadotrichida; Oxytrichidae
Source: the annotation of a GenBank genome assembly